AUGAGCAAUACCGAAAUACAGCCUGGGGAAGCUAGUCCAGCCCCUGUCACAGAGGGCCAGGGAAGCCGAGACCAGCCGGGGAACCACCCGAACAGGCAAUUUAGGCUCCGCAACUCUUGUGACCGCUGUCAGGAUACGAAGCUCAAGUGCUCUCAGGAAAAGCCGGCGUGUCGACGGUGUGCCCGACUCGGUCUCCCGUGCGUGUACUCUCCGAUCCGCCGGCUCGGCCGGCCUCGCAAGCAUUCCUCCAAUCAGCUAGAGGACUCGACUCAACAACAGCAGCAGCAACCCCGUCAGCAACGGCAACCGCCGCCGCCUCCGCCAUCGUCAGCAGUAACAUCUUCGGGUGUCGCAGGUGCGAGAGGAGGCGGCCAAGAUGAAGAUCACGAAGGCGAGGUUGCGAAUAUGGGACAAAGCCAUGGUGGACCAGCAGCGUCUAUCCCUUUGCAGAAAGUUCCAACCCCAGCUUUCCACGAGACAAUUUCGCCCUUCACAGAUGCCUUCCUCGACGCCAUGUCAGGAGUUAACGAUGACGGGGCUAGCACGAUAGUGAUCCCUAGCGCCUUGCAUCAGCCAGUGAUAGACAGCAAUCAUCAGUUUGACGUGGUGAUGGGCACACUGCUCACGACUGACCCGGCGUCUUCGGAGCCCCUCGCCGCCAUCAGUUUGACCGAGACGACGUUUGAGGAUCUCCAGAACUGGGCUACCGAACCAAGUCAUUACAACACCCCAGUGGACCAACACGAGCAGUUUGUAAGCGAAGCUCUUACUGGCACGACUAAACGCCCUUCGACUUCUACCAUAAAUUUGUCUGAAAGUAGCGCGGCUGCGGCGGUAGCAGCUGUGUCCGACAUAUUUGGCCCAGAAGAAACACCAAUGCACUUUCACACACAAGCUCCCCCUGUUCCCACAUCGGCAUUAACCUCAUCCUCUCUUAUGUGCAGCAACGACUGUUACCGCUGUCUCAGCCAACAGCUUGCUGGUCUCAAUAGCCUCACCAACUCCUCGGUCACCCCGAAUCUCGACACGAUUCUACAAAUUGACCGGAAUAUGCAGGCGCUCACAAAGGGACUCCUUAACUGCCCACAUUGCCUAGCAAACGACAGCAGCUUAUUACUACUUUCCAUCAUCAUGGACCAGGCGACCCGGCUAUUAGAUUGCUUCAUCGAGAAAGUCAAGCCCAAUGUGGCUGUCGUAGAUCAUCAAAGCUCAAUCCGAGGAGGGUCAAGUGCUCCGAACAAGAAUACCGCCGGGGAUGGCAAUAUCGGCGUGACGUAUCAGAGCACCUACCGCAGCCAGCCCUCCGCGAGCGGAGUCGGACUGGGAAAGCUUUACAUACCAGCGCCGGGGGCGACGAUGGCGGCGCCCUCUCGCAAACAGUCAUUGAUACAUACGACAGAGUUGCGGAUAGGCGACUACGAGGUCUUAGACGAAGACUUGAAGUUGACGUUUCUGAAGCGGCUUGUUUGCCACCGCUUGAGGAUACUGGUUGGGAUGUUAACAGACCUCCAAAAUACUACCGGAGGACAUAUGAAAGAGAUGCAGUGCAGCGCGACUCUCGGGAUGUUAAGAGGAGUCAUGGAGCGGGUCGAGCGCCUGCGAGGGAAGAUGUCGAUCAAGUGGUGA
This is a messenger RNA of Colletotrichum abscissum, 1626 nucleotides long. RefSeq lists its product as uncharacterized. The transcript has a single exon. Bases 1 to 1626 code for a protein of 541 amino acids. Gene Ontology annotation, biological process: regulation of DNA-templated transcription. NCBI's taxonomy places the organism in Eukaryota, Fungi, Ascomycota, Sordariomycetes, Glomerellales, Glomerellaceae. Gene Ontology annotation, molecular function: DNA-binding transcription factor activity, RNA polymerase II-specific; zinc ion binding. The record is from RefSeq and is a predicted model, not a curated record.